Molecule: messenger RNA, 5140 nt
Organism: Zootermopsis nevadensis
Lineage: Eukaryota; Metazoa; Arthropoda; Insecta; Blattodea; Termopsidae
Source: RefSeq, a predicted model, not a curated record
UCUUCUGGGUUGUUGCGCCGUGUAGUCUAGUAGAAGUUUACCGACUUCUCAGGGGUCCAUGCUGCCUCCAUCAUCAGGGCGAUGAGUAUUCAUGCGUGAUCUUCAUCUCAUACCGCGUGAUUAUUGAAAAUGAAUACCGAAAUAUGUACAUUCGAAGAAAUAUAUCAAAUUCUUGUUGUUUUGGCGAUUGAGCGAUGGUUUGUGGUAGCUACACUGCUUAUGGUUGAUGCGAGUAAUGGGGCAAAAAUAUUGGGAAUAUUUCCCUUUCAUGCCAGGAGCCAUGCCUUCGUGGCUUCGGCAUUAAUGCUGGAAUUGGCCAAUAGAGGACAUGAAGUUACAGUUAUUAGUUACAACCCUCAGAAGGAGAAAGUAGCUAAUUAUACGGAAAUCAUUGUGAAGACAACGUUGAUGGAUUUGAUGAAAGUUGAAGGAGCACCAAUAAACUUAUUUCAACAACAGAGCACUAGUAUAUUCUUGAAGGCAUUUUUAAUAUGGCGUAGUAGUCAGGAAACUUGUGAUUUGAUGCUACAAGAAGAAGAAAUUAAUAAAUUGAUUCACGCCACAAAUCUUCACUUCGAUCUGUUGAUUAUAGAAGCAUUUUUUAAUGAAUGUUUUUUAGGUUUUGUUCAUAAAUUUAAAGCUCCCCUAAUCCAUCUGUGUACAUUUGGAGGAACACAUUGGAUUGGCGAUUGGGUUGGCAAUCCAAACCCUUACUCUUAUGUCCCCGACACUUUCCUCGAAUAUAGCGACAAAAUGAAUUUUUGGGAAAGAGCAGUUAACACGAUCGUGGGAACUGGAUGGAGACUUGGGCGCCAUUACUACUACCUGCCAGGUCAGGAUUCAAUAAUGAGAAAGCAUUUCAACGAUUCUGCUAUGCCUUCAGUAAAUGAAAUAGAAUACUCUACGUCGCUCGUGCUUCUGAACCAUCACUUCAGUAUAAGCUAUCCCAGGCCGCUUAUGCCCAAUAUGGUGCAGGUUGGCGGGAUGCACGUGAAGCCACCAAAUAAAAUUCCACAGGAACUUGAGAAAUUCUUGGAUGAUGCAACAGAUGGGGUGAUAUACUUCAGCAUGGGCUCAAACUUGCUCAGUUCAGAGUUGCCUGAUAAUAAGAGAGAUGCUUUUCUUAAAGCAUUUUCUCAGUUAAAGCAAAAGGUUCUCUGGAAGUGGGAGACAGAGACUUUACCAGGACAACCAGAUAACGUAAGACUGGGCAAGUGGUUCCCUCAGGCUGAUAUCCUGGCACAUCGAAACAUAAGAUUGUUUAUGACACACGGAGGACUGCUCAGUACGCAGGAGGCACUUAACCGUGGAGUUCCUAUGGUGGGAAUCCCUGUGUUUGGCGAUCAGACACUAAACAUGGCACGUGCCAAGUCUGCAGGAUAUGGUGUUAUGCUAUCAUUCCAUAACAUUACAACAGAAUCUGUGACCUGGGCACUUAAAGAAGUUCUCGAAAAUAAUAGGUACCGUGAAAACGCCCAGCGUCUGUCCCGAAUCUACCGGGACCAGCCACUCACUCCACUGGAGCAAGCCGUGUUCUGGACGGAGUACGUGAUCAGGCACAAGGGAGCGCCUCACAUGCGCUCAGCUGCACUCGACCUCACCUGGUACCAGUACUUCCUGCUAGAUGUCAUCGCUGUUUUAGCCUUGGCUGCAGGGUCGGCUUUACUUGUAAUGUUCUUGAUAAUCAGGGCAUUACUGAGAAUCUUUUCGGGUAUCAGUAAUGUUGAUAAAUCUAAGAAGAAACAAGUAAAUUUAUUUUUGUGCGUUGGAGCAAUUCUUCUGUCCUUACAGAAGAACACGAUUGAAGGAGCAAAUGUCCUUGGAAUUUUUCCAUUCCAUGUCAAGAGUCACUCUAUAACAAGUACGGCUUUAAUGAGAGAAUUAGCUAACAGAGGACACAAUGUUACAGUUCUAAGUAUGCAUCCUCAGAAUAAAAAUGUACCUAAUUACACAGAUGUUGUUCUGAAGUCUACUGUGUUGGACUUAAUUGAUAACGGUUCUAACACUGGGUUCAGUAGACAGCGGACUGGAGUGUUUGGAGUACUCAAUGUGUUAUUCUACUUAAAUCAAGUUGUCUGUGACCGACAGUUGCAGGAGGAAGGAGUUCAGAAACUUAUUCACUCCACAGACACAUAUUUUGAUAUCGUCAUUGUUGAAGCGUUUUUCAACGAGUGUUUCCUUGGUUUCGUUCAUAAAUUCAAAGCUCCUUUAAUUCAGAUCUGUACGUUUGCCGGUUUUGAUUACAUGGGGCACUGGGUAGGAAACCCAAAUCCUUACUCUUAUGUACCAAACCCAAUUCUUAAAUUUAACGAUAGAAUGAAUAUUUGGGAGAGAAUGAUUAACACGCUUGUGGGAACAUUUGUCAGACUCCUGAGGAAUCAUUACUACUUGCCAGGACAGGAUGCAAUCAUGAGAAAACAUUUCAAUUAUUCCAAUAAUCUUCCUUCAGUAUCUGCCAUAGAACACACAACCUCACUUCUUCUUAUCAACCAUCAUUUUAGCAUAGGUUAUCCUAAACCUCUCAUGCCUAACAUUAUACAGAUUGGAGGUAUGCAUGUAAAAUCACCAAAGAAAUUACCGCAGGAUGUUGAAACGUAUCUUGACGAGGCACCAGACGGCGCGAUAUACUUUAGCUUUGGAUCGAACUUGAAAAGUUCUGAAAUGCCAGAAAGUACAAGACAAGCUUUUGUGGAUGCUUUCUCUAACAUCAAACAACGUAUUUUAUGGAAGUGGGACACGGAUACUAUGCUCGAGAAGCCCAAAAAUGUGAAGCUUGGAAAAUGGUUUCCUCAGUCAGACAUACUUGCACAUCCCAACAUACGGCUGUUCAUGACACAUGGCGGUCUGCUGAGUACACAGGAAGCUAUUGAUCGAGGUGUCCCUAUAAUGGGUAUUCCAGUCUUUGGAGACCAGCAAUUGAACGUGUUGUGGACUGUGUCUAAGGGAUUUGGAGUUUUGUUGGAUUUCAGUAAUGUCACGUCAGAAUCAGUUUCCUGGGCUCUGAAUGAAGUCCUCAACAAUCCCAGGUACCGUGAAAACGCCCAACGCGUGUCCAGAAUCUACCGGGACCAGCCACUCACUCCACUGGAUCAGGCCGUGUUCUGGACGGAGUACGUGAUCAGGCACAAGGGAGCGCCUCACAUGCGCUCAGCUGCACUCGACCUCACCUGGUACCAGUACUUCCUGCUAGAUGUCAUCGCUGUUUUAGCAUUAGCAGGUGGUUCUGUCGUCGCUAUCCUAUUUCUGGCACUCAGAGUAAUAAAACACAAGAUGUGUGGAUCAGGACGGAACAAUAAUAUUUUUGUUGGCCAGGAGAAAAAGGACGGUUAAAUUAGUGUAUUCAACAGACUUAAUUCUACUCACGAAAAGUGGCGAAAUAAAUGAUGCUUGACAAUAAUAUUUAACUUGUAAUUACUGACUAUCGUGGUCAGAAAAUAAGUGGAAAAUUCAUCAGGAUUUGAGUGUGCAUUGUGUAGUGUGUGCAAUAUCGAAAAGUAAAAAAUGCAUAAUCAUGCCCGUAUGGUAACUAACAUAGGUUAUGAGAUGCAGACAUUUUUUCCUUGGCCAUAGUCAUCCGUUAUUGUGAAAUCAGGAGAAAAAAUUGGCAGGGUGUAGUCAGUUACGUAUGUUUAUUCACUAUAACUAGCUUAAAAUGAGGCUGACUUUAAUAGUUUAGUUUCUUUGAUAGACACCAUUGUGUUGGAAAAAAAUUAAGGAUGUCCUUCAACUUAAUAUUUAGUAUUUCUUUGAAAGAGUCAUGAGGCAGUGAAUAAAUAUUAACAAUGCAUUAUUGACAUCAUACUAAUAUUGGUUGCAGAUGAUUGUGUAAUAUUCCAAUAUUCUUCACCGAUUGCUGUGCCUGGCAUUUGAAAGUACCCAUUUUGGUUAAUCAAAUGUUAUUGAACUGCCAUCGUACAAAAUUUCAGUCAUCUCAACGCAGAAUAACGGAAUCAAAAAAAUCAACAAACAUGCAUUAGGAACAAUUGACCGCAAUGUGAUUCAUUCUUAUUGCUUUUUCAUUGUUUUUAUAUUAAUUGUUCUUGAAGUAAUCUCACUGCAUUUCCAAGUGCACUGUGUUUUCGUGUUUCCGGACACAGUAUGACAUACGGAGAGGAAAUUAGUUUUAUUUUAUUCACGAAUUUAUUUAAGUAUUCAAUCAAGAGUUCUCUAUAAAAAAGGCUGUGUUUUUCCACCAUCAAGUUUCUGCAAACUGCAGGCCAAUAUAACUAUUUCUAAUAGCCUGAUUCUAUUCCUACACUGACCUCAUUCUCUGGUGGGAUAUACCCUUUUGAAUCUUUUCUGCAUGAAACAAUUUAAUGGUUUGUCGAAUUAUUUUAGGCCAAUAUUCAGACAGUACUUGAAAAGGUUAUGAUUGCUUCUUUCAAUCAUUUACAUGUCACUGAUGACUAACUGUAUCCCACACAAAAUAACCUCUACAGUUAACACAGCAUCGUGUCUUGCACGCUAGUUUGAAAGAGCUGCUGGCCGUCUUUUGCCUAUUUCAUGUUGAAUAAGAAAUUAAUAUACAUGGAUAUGAAAGUCAGGGGACUGACGUGGUAGUGCAGGGGAGAUCUUGUGAGAAUGUUUUAGCAGUACCCACGUGGUGCCUGUAGAAACUUCUUAAACGACUCAAACACGUUUCUAGAUUAACGCCAAGACGUAAUAGGAACAUCAUCUUGUGAAAUAGCAAUUUCUGUUCCCCCCUAUUUUUUAUGCAUUAUCUUUAUUUCUGAACUUAAACGAUACUGCGGACGGACAAAUUUCUAUAUUCUCCGACGCGAAUCAUAAUUCUCCAGUUGUAGGUAUACCAAUUAUGGGAUUCAGAGAUAAAUCUUAUUUUCACCUGGAAACGUGUUGUAUUAUACAGGAAUUAUGAUCACCUCUGAUAAUCUGCGACAUUUACUAGAACUGAAUUGAGACUCCGAAUGCUAUUAUCAUCGUCACUCGAAAUGAUUUAGCCAAGAUUCAUUUCUCUACUGCCUCUUCAGAAGAUCCACACUUGCGGUCUACAGAUACACAUUUGGUGAUUGAAAUUGGCCAAUCCGAUUUCCGAAACUUUGUUAUAAAUUAAAUGUAAAGUAAAAAAUGUACAAAGUAAUUAAUUUGUACAAAGUAUAAAUAAAUUUACAAUUGUGCAGAA